AGUUGUCACAGAAUCACCAAUAUCUGAGCAAAAAACACUUAAAAACUCAGGAAGAUCCCCAAAUAUUCCUGGUUUCAGUGGUGCAGCCGCAAGAUAGCAAUGACAGUAACUCACAGUGGAAAAAUCACGUCAUUCGACCAAAGGAGUAAGCUGAAAUGCGUUCCUCAGUGCUCUGCGCCCAACUCCGAGAUUUAUUAUACUGUUGUAACUGUCAGUAUGACUGAGUAUGAAGAGCUCAGGGUGACAUCAUUCAAGACGAAGAUGUGAUUCCAUCCCUCACAGUCACGGUGAUGAUAAAAGCCAAGGCGCACGUCUCCAAUGUUGUCGUCAGCAUCCAUGUCCCCCCACCACUAACAGUCAAUGAGAGCUCAUUUACAUUCAACACAAUAAGUCCAAACACCCCAUGUGAAAUCUCAGCGACUUUCUACAUCAAAGACAACUAUCUGCCAAGUGAUCUGGUUGCCAAGGCAACUGCUACUUAUCAGAACAUGGCUGGUGCGCCAAGAGUUUCACAGACAACGUUCCGUCUGCCUGCAAAACUUGUGAUCAAGGCGUGUGCUCCGAUCAAGAAUGCCAACUACAAAGUGACCAUUGAUACAAAUAAACCACCGGUCAACCUCAAUGACCUGUUCCCAGAUCUUCUUGGUGACUAUGCUGAUGGUCCCGGCAAUGCCUUGGGGUUCCAGUACUAUGGGGGUCCUGUGGUCACAGUGUUGGCAUCAAAGACAUCACAGCGCUACCGUCUUCAGUGUGACAGCUUCGAACCAAUGUGGCUUCUCGCCAACGAGCUCGUCAACCGACUGAGCGGUUACUUUAAGGGUAAAAACCAAGAUGGAUUCCAGGCAUCCUUUAGCGGUGCACUGCCACUGCAUGAAUAUUUUGAGGUCCUGGAGCAACAUUUUGAAGUGCGUUCAAACCAAAAUAAGUACAAGGACCUUCUUGCCCAGAGGGCAUCCCAGUUCCGUGCCAUUCAACGCAGACUGCUGACCAGAUUCAAAGAUAAAACGCCUACACCGUUGUCGAAUUUGGAUACAUUACUGGAUGGUACUUACAGACAGCUCCUAGCCCUCGCAGAUGCCGCAGAGGAAAACGUGCGUAACCUUGCCAGGGUCUCGAGCUCUCUCAGUGCUGCCACCUACCUUCUUAAUCUACUGAUACUAUUGUGGACCAACAUGUCCGAUAAGGAGUUCUACGUGCUGCAGAGCAGUCUGUGUCCGCAGGUUAACGAUUCUGAAGACCAGGGCUGGGAAGAGAUGGUCGACUGUGCGAUCACACAUCUGCUGCGGACCUGCCUCGCCAAGAACUCCAAAGACCAAGCCAUCAAUCCAUCCCCUCUCACCCCGCCGAAAGAUACGCAAAAACUUAAGAAGCAUAUCGCGCUACUCUGUGAUAAACUUAGCAAGGGUGCCAAGCUGGUCAUUGAAGGCCUUCCGCAGGACAUCGACACCAGCCUACCUGGGCCGGCUCCGAUCCUCCAAGCAGACAAAAACCUGCCGAGGAAGAAGAAAACCCAACCGAUGCUAUCAGACGACAUCGUUGACGAUGGCACAAACUUGGGCGAAGCGGCCGUCCCGAUCGGAAGCAAAUUUGGUGAAAUAAAAAGUCCACGGAAUAAGAAGCCAAAGAAGAAAAAACCAGCGGAGGAGGAGGAGGUUUCACCGCUUGCAGGGCCAAGUGAUGGGUUAUUAGAUCUUGGAAACCUGCCUCCGAUACCUGGUGGCAACCGGCUUGGAGAUGGAUUCCGAGAACUACAAAAACAGCAGAAGAUCCGAAAUAACGUGCCGGACCUGGAUGACUUGAAUUCAGAACAGCCCCCGCCGUAUCAGAGCUCACCACCGCCGUACGAAGACGAAAAUACGUUAAUAAAUGGCAAUGACCAUGGGACAGGAGAGAAACUGUACUCUUUAUAGAAAUGAGGGGGUUGAUUUGAAUGUUACAAGCUGACGGCCACCGUUUGGAGGGCAGUUGCUGCAAUGGGACAGGUGAAAAACUUUACUCUACUAACAAAAGGGGAGGCGCCUGAAAGUAGGUCUCCACAGUAACCUGGGUGGUUUUGUACCUUUGGGGGGGGGUACACAAACGUAAGUGUUAAAAACAACAUCCAGUUACUUUCCCUGCCCAUGAUGUGUCAGCUUUAAGCUUUGUGACAGGACGUUUUCACCUUGAAAUUUGUCAAACCUUUUUGCAGUGUUUAUACCCAUGACAGUGCUUUGCUUUAAUGAUGUUUUAAAAAGAGAUUCCAAUACUUAUUCCGUCCAGUUAUUCAUCCAUUCAUCAUAAAGUUAGGCCUUGUCUGCUCAUCCUGGUACAGAUAUUAGGCUCUUACAGAUAUCUGUCGGCAGUGAAAUGAACGUCCCAAGGCUUGAGAGUGUUGUAGUGCCAUUCAGAUUCUGUUUCUGAUCGCCACUCAGUGUCCAGGACUACGCUAAUGUGUAUGAACAAUUCCUCAUUCAGUGCUCAAUUCUUGAAACAUUUAAACUUCAACAGAAUGUUUUGUUGAAUAGGCUGAUUCAGCGCUGAUAUGAAAAGAUCUGUGAAGGCCCUGAAUUAGCAUGUUGAACUUUAAUAUCGUGCUGAGGCUAAGGGCCCAUACUUUUAGUCUGUACUGGGUUGGCUUAUGAUAGGGAGGAGCACUUUUGUGGAGACGUGUUAUUACAUGUUUUUGCAUACCAGGGGUCCUAAAAAUCAGAAAAAACUGUGUACCUUACUUGAAGUAGCGAUACUCCAAGUAUUCCUAAAUACAUUUCUUAGUUUUGUCUUCAUUUUUCAUGACUUAGUAGAGGCCUUUGUUCUUCUGUGUCCAUUCUUCUGUAAGUUUUUGUACAUUCUUGUUAGGCUGAUAUACAUUCUGACAUACAUUCUUCAUACAUACUUCUGUACGAGACAGUCAGUGCAGUUUCAGUGGUGUAACGCCUGCUCUUCUGACGUAUGAAAACUCAGUCUUAUUGGGUAAGAGAUGUAUCAAGUUCAUAGGAGGCCAUUACUUGAAUCGCGUUGUUCUUAAUACUAUGCUUGUACAUUACCGUUAGAGCAGAUCUGUUGAAUUCUUGUUGUUUAUAAUGUGAUUGUGAAUAUGUUGUUAAGUAACUAUAGUGACAUCCAUCUGCUAAAGGGACAAUGAUUUUAAAAAGGGCUGUACUUAAUUAUGUGAAAAAACUAUGUUAGUCUUCUGUUUCAGCGAUUUGGAAGAUAUCCACUUUUAGAAAUAAGUUCCGUCCUCAAAAGACAGUUCCCUCUCAAAUAGUUUUAUCUUGACAAUCUUUAUUUGUGGAUAAACUGCUUGUGAAAUCUGUUUGAUUGUGUGGUUGAGUAAAGAAGAUGUGCUACAUUAGUCUAUCAUGUACUGUUUACAUGUAGAUUUGGGUUAGUAUGUUAUCAACUACAAUAUAGGUUAUCAUCUGACUUAACGGUAUUUGGUCUUAGCAGUGCAGUUUACUGAGAAAACUGUCCACAUCUAUUCAAAACGCGCACUCUGUGAAAAAUUAUGUACCGGUAUCUACACAAUGUCCUGUGAAUAAAAUUGAUCUUGGAAUAAGA
This is a messenger RNA of Lineus longissimus, 3537 nucleotides long. RefSeq names its product protein PTHB1-like. The coding region runs from base 291 to 1910 and encodes 539 amino acids. NCBI's taxonomy places the organism in Eukaryota, Metazoa, Nemertea, Pilidiophora, Heteronemertea, Lineidae. Gene Ontology annotation, cellular component: membrane; BBSome. The record is from RefSeq and is a predicted model, not a curated record. Gene Ontology annotation, biological process: cilium assembly. The transcript has 12 exons.